UCCCUCCCCCUCCUUGCCUCACUCUGCCUGGGAAAGUGGGUUAGGAAGAGAGCUCAGUGCUCAGAGACUGCACAGCCACUCACAGGAGCAGGAGCAUCCACACGCGGAGGGGAAGCACACAGGACUCUUCUUUUUUCAUUUUCCUUUUUUAACCAUCACUCCAGACAGGCUUAAUUAUUUUUUACAUCUGUUUUUUUUCCCCUCUUGCUUCAUUUUGAUCUCCUCCCCAAGCAUCCCCCACGCUUCUUUUUUGUUGGAGUCUUUUGCUCAGACUUUUUGGAAAAAUUUUAUUUUAGCUAAGCCAGCACGAGACUGAAAAGACCGAGAGAAAGUGGCAGCUAAGAGAGACUGCAAAAUCACCUCUUCCCGGGGUUCUCCGGCAGAGACAGAGUUGCACAUUAUUUUUACUGUGUUUUCACAUACUGCUCUCUACCUAGCCAUAUACACGUGCAGAGAGAGAGAAGUACAUACAUUGAAACUCAAGCAGCCCAGCCAUGGGAGGAAGGGCUCAGCCUGAUCGGAAACAAUUACCGUUGGUCCUACUGAGAUUGCUUUGCCUUCUCCCUACAGGGCUGCCAGUCCGCAGCUUGGAUUUUACCCGAGGCACCGAUAACAUCACCGUGAGGCAGGGGGAUACGGCCAUCCUCAGAUGUUAUGUAGAAGACCGAAGCUCCAAAGUGGCCUGGUUAAACCGUUCUGGCAUCAUUUUUGCUGGACAGGAUAAGUGGUCCCUGGACCCUCGGGUAGAACUGGAAAAACGAACCCCUCUGGAAUACAGCCUCCGGAUCCAGAAAGUGGAUGUCUAUGAUGAGGGGUCCUAUACAUGCUCAGUGCAGACACAGCAUCACCCCAGGACUUCCCAGGUUUAUUUGAUUGUGCAAGUUCCACCAAAGAUCUCCAAUAUCUCCUCGGAUGUCACUGUGAAUGAGGGCAGCAAUGUGACCCUGGUGUGCAUGGCAAAUGGACGCCCUGAGCCUGUCAUCACCUGGAGACACCUCACCCCGACAGGCAGAGAAUUUGAAGGCGAGGAAGAGUACCUGGAGAUCCUAGGGAUCACACGGGAGCAAUCUGGCAAGUACGAGUGCAAAGCCGCCAAUGAGGUUUCCUCGGCAGAUGUCAAGCAAGUCCGUGUCACUGUGAACUACCCUCCCACUAUCACUGAAUCGAAGAGCAAUGAAGCUGCCACAGGACGGCAAGCCUUACUCAAGUGUGAAGCAUCGGCAGUGCCCACGCCUGAUUUUGAGUGGUACAGAGAUGACACCAGGAUAAACAGUGCCAAUGGCCUGGAGAUCAAGAGCAUGGGGAGCCAGUCCCUCCUGAUGGUGGCCAAUGUCACUGAAGAACAUUAUGGCAACUACACCUGUGUGGCUGCCAACAAGCUGGGAGUCACAAAUGCCAGCCUAUACCUUUACACUUACUUCGUGAGCCCCGUGGGGAACAUGUGUUGUGAUACCCUAACUGGGGCCCCAUCCAUCAACAUCUCAGCAUAUCUGUGAGAACAGAGGGAUUGAACUGAGCCCUGCUGUCUAUCCUUGGUCAACCCCUUUACUUCCUGCUCAGAAUGCCUAGUACCUCCUAUGGAAUGUGAGUAUGUGCGUGUGUCUACAUAUAGAUAUAGUACUCACAGACCGCAAGGAAACUAUCAACAAGGAGAGAACUUCCCAGCUGGGGAGUGUCUUCCAGCUCUGAAGUUAUUUCAUUUGCUCCCUCUGUCAGUCACACAGAUACUCAUCCCUCCCGAUACCCCUACAAUACACACCUGCCACUCUCCUCCAAAAAUCCCUCACACGGCCAUCACACCACUCUCCUUUCCUAGACCCCCUGGUGACACAUGCAAAAUGACACAUACGUCUCAAUUUGCUUUUAGCAGUUUGUCUAUAGAAAGCCAUCAGCUGCAUGGUUUGUGGUGACUUUCUACAAACAAGGAAAGGGUGUGGGGGGAGGGGAGAGUAAAACUUGCCUCCACACCAGCUGCCCCCAAACCGUUCCAUUUCCUCAGCUGGAGCUAAGUUUCAUCCUCCAGGCCUUAGGGAGGAGGUCCAGUGUCCCUUUUUCUUGCUACACAGUGGGGUGGUUAGAACUCUUCUCAUUAACAGUGUUAUAUACAUAUAAAUAUAUAUAUAUAUCUAUAUCUUUAUAUAUAUUUUUCCCCAGCACCGUAGACAUGAGCUGAACUUCUCUUUAAUGAAACAAGAACACGGCCAUUUUAUUUUUUGUGAUUGGUUUGUUUUCGGAUACUAGCUCUGUGGAAGAAAAUUUUAAAUGCGCAAGUGCGUGUGUGUAAAAAAAAAAAAAAGAAGGAAAAACAAAACAAAACAAAACCUGACACCAACAAAAAGCUUUUUCUUUUUUUCUUUCCUCAAUGUAUUUAACUUCUGUUAUCUUGUUUCUGUUUCUUUACAUGUAUGAAUGCUCUGCUCUU
This is a messenger RNA of Mauremys reevesii (Reeves's turtle), 2422 nucleotides long. RefSeq names its product limbic system associated membrane protein (gene LSAMP). The transcript is spliced from 7 exons. Gene Ontology annotation, cellular component: neuronal cell body; plasma membrane; axon. The record is from RefSeq and is a predicted model, not a curated record. Lineage: Eukaryota; Metazoa; Chordata; Testudines; Geoemydidae. The coding region runs from base 495 to 1496 and encodes 333 amino acids. Gene Ontology annotation, biological process: homophilic cell-cell adhesion; synapse organization. Gene Ontology annotation, molecular function: axon guidance receptor activity.